AUGCAGAAAACGCACACUGCUUUUGGCCCCGAACAAUUUGGGUGUCGGGACACAGUAGCAAGUAUGCUUCUGAUGGACUUGUUGACGGUCAAUGCAACCCGCGCUAUAUCACAGCACGAUGUUGGCAACUCCAUUGCGACGGACCUGCCUGAUUACUUCCAUCAGGCUGUUGUGUUUAAGAUUACUGUGGUGGAUCAUUUGGACUCGGGAACGAGCAUCGGCACUCUGGCGGUAAAGGUGGUGGAUAACAUGAUCGUAAAUUGGGGACUGGAGUAG
Molecule: messenger RNA, 276 nt
Organism: Penicillium crustosum
Lineage: Eukaryota; Fungi; Ascomycota; Eurotiomycetes; Eurotiales; Aspergillaceae
Exons: 2
Coding region: 1-276 (91 amino acids)
Source: RefSeq, a predicted model, not a curated record